Messenger RNA from Prunus avium (sweet cherry), 882 nucleotides. Lineage: Eukaryota; Viridiplantae; Streptophyta; Magnoliopsida; Rosales; Rosaceae. The record is from RefSeq and is a predicted model, not a curated record.
AACUAAAACUAAAAACUGAAAUCUAUUUGAAAUUGUUUUAACUUUUGUUAUUCAUCCCUUCCAUCCUCCCCUCUUAUCCUCUCUCUUAAUCUCAUCCUCACUCUCAUUCUCACUCUCAUUUUUUUCUAUACUAUCUAGCACAAAAAAUGAAAGAUUGAAAACUAAAAAUUAAAAUUGAAAUUGUUAUCAAACGGGCCCUAAAUUUCAAGAACUAAAUUGACACAUUUGUCAAAGUUGAGGGGGUUAUUUGUAUCUUAUACUCUAUCGAUCUACUUAAGGGUGGCCUUUUGUGCCGUCACUUUGGUUUGCUCAGCAUAGCACAUCAACAGGAAAAUGGAAGAAUGCAAUCAAGCUGGUCCAAAUGACACAAUUAACAUGCCAUACGUUCCAUUAGAAACUUCAUUGCGGGAGGAGUUAGAUAGCUUGCCUGCCUUGUCCUCUUCGUGUUGUAUCUACAGAGUUCCCGAUGACAUACGACGUCUGGAGGAAAAGGCCUACACACCUCAAGUCAUCUCUAUAGGUCCACUUCAUCAUGGCAAGGAAGGUUUAGAAGCCAUGGAAGAGCAGAAAAAGAGGUACCUACGAGAUUUUAUACGUCGGACUAAGGUAAGCUUGAAGGACUAUAUCAAGAAAAUUAGGGACCAAGAAGCAAGACUGAGAAGUUGUUAUGCAGAACCCAUCAAGUUUAGCAGUGAUGAAUUUGUAAAAAUCAUUCUAGUGGAUGCUGCCUUCACUAUUGAGUUCUUAUUGAGGUUCUAUCUGAAAGAAUGUGGACAUGAUGGAGACCGCUUAUUAAACAAACCGUGGAUGUUCAGGUAUGUACAGCCUGACAUGUGGAUGCUAGAAAAUCAGCUCCCAUUCUUCAUUCUUGAGGAUCUUUAU